Messenger RNA from Brettanomyces nanus, 1746 nucleotides. RefSeq lists its product as uncharacterized. The transcript has a single exon. The coding region runs from base 1 to 1746 and encodes 581 amino acids. Lineage: Eukaryota; Fungi; Ascomycota; Pichiomycetes; Pichiales; Pichiaceae. Gene Ontology annotation, molecular function: ATP binding; DNA binding; ATP hydrolysis activity. The record is from RefSeq and is a predicted model, not a curated record. Gene Ontology annotation, cellular component: nucleus.
AUGCCCGUUAAGACUCCCAGGAAACAGUUGAAGGUAUCAUUCAAGGUUGAUCCCAACCUUAUGUCACAUGUAUUGCGUCAUCAGCCUAAGUCGGCCACAGUUCUAUUUUUCAAAGAGAUUUCUGACCGUUUCGAACUAUUGGAACACGAUCCAAGCCGAAAACGAAUCAAAAAGCAUAUGGCCCUGCCAAAAUUGAACUGCCACUUCUUUUUACUACAGGAUGAAACCGAUAAAAGACAACUGAGCCAACUAUACAAUCGAGAGACCUUAAAAAGUCUAAUGAAGAAGCCUGAAUCACGUGAUUAUGAGCACGUGAUAUUUUCAUUUCAGGACCAUAUUUCAUUUUUCCGUGACUAUGAAAGGAGUAGAACUAAUAUUAAAGAAGAACGAUACAAGCAAUUUUAUUAUCUCGAUGAAGAAGAUGUUGUUAUAAAACGAUCUGAAGGACCCUUGGCACGGUUUUCGGGUAUAAAGACAGUAAAGAAGUAUAAAGAGGAUAAAAGGUCGCAAUGGUGCGAUCUUUUCGAGCCAAAAACGCAUAGAGAUAUAUUACAGCGAAGGAGGAUUCGAGAACAGAUGGAUAAAUGGAUUAUAGAGGCAUUUGAGAAGCUCAAAAAGGUAGACAAGGUGAAAAAAAUGGGUAUUUUGAGCAAGAAACGGCAUAAAAAGAUACGAUACACGGAUCACGAUGAUUUGGAUGACUUUAUAGUAGAUGAUGAAUACGAUGAGGUUGUAGAAAAGGCUAUCAGCGGGAAAUUUAUACCAUCUUUGAUCAUUUCUGGGCCUGCAGGCUGUGGUAAGACAAGCUCCGUAUAUGCCAUAGUGAAGGGAGAACUCGGGGGAGAAGUAUUUGAGUUCAAUUCAUCGCAACCAAGAGGUAAAAAAGACAUCAACUUCUAUUUGAAGCAGAUGGGUACGACCCAAACUGUAAAUCGUGGUAUAGCGAUGUCACGUGACCAAACAGCCAUUUUAUUCGACGAUGUGGACCUUAUAGAUGAUGAAGACGCAGAUAAAGAGUUUUGGAAUGGAGUUACAGACCUUCUCAGCUACACUUACAGACCAGUUAUAUUUACGACAAAUGAGUUGAACAAGAUUCCCGAGAAUAUUGUCGAUCAAUCAACCAUUUUGAAUUUCGAAAAUCCGUCACGUGACGUUUUAACACGUUACCUGAAUAGAGUGGCGGCCUGUCGAGGAUUCAGAUUUACAGACCACGUUUUGAGACAGAUGGAACGGGGCGGGUUGAGGGGCUCGUUGAUGCAAUUGCAGAUGCUUAGCUAUCGAUUCGAGAUGUUGGAGGUGGGAACUGUGAUUGUAGAGGCUGAAAAAGACGUUGUGAAGGAGAAACCUCUGGCUCAAUUGGACCUUGAAUACGAUCUGAGAUGGUGCGGGCUUAACGAAAUGUCACAUGAUCAGAAAUCAUCUGAUCGAGCAUCACCGUAUCAAUUGUCACGUGAUUCAAAAUGGUGCAAGGAGUAUUCUGAGAUUACUCUUGAUUUUUAUUCUUCGAAACUAUUUGACAGUGGUAGUAGGAAUAGGAAGGCACGGUAUUCCAGUGGAGAUGAUUAUCUGACAUUGAAUAUAGGGUCGAGUUUUGAACGACUCAGUAAUAGGAUAUUUGCUACGGAACUAUCACCUUUUAUUAGAUCGAUGGCCCAACAAGAAGCCAGCAGAAUUAAAUCUGGUUUAAAUCUGACAGAGAGAAGGUUUGAGAUGGAACCAAGUGAGAAAUUAGAGGUGUUAACGUGA